Pogona vitticeps (central bearded dragon) is the source of this 351-nucleotide messenger RNA. The record is from RefSeq and is a predicted model, not a curated record. NCBI's taxonomy places the organism in Eukaryota, Metazoa, Chordata, Lepidosauria, Squamata, Agamidae.
CUGAACUCCGGUGUUGCUCUCAGUUUUCCUCCUAUCCUGAAUCCUCUCUUCCCUCUUCCCUUUUGCAGCCGGGUGGUUCGCAAAUCGAUUGCCAGAGUGCUGACGGUCAUUAACCAGACGCAGAAAGAAAACCUCAGGAAGUUCUACAAGGGGAAGAAGUACAAGCCCCUGGACCUGCGGCCGAAGAAGACGCGCGCCAUGCGGCGCAGACUCAACAAGCACGAAGAGGGUCUGAAGACCAAGAAACAGCAGCGGAAAGAGCGCCUGUAUCCGCCUCGGAAAUACGCGGUGAAGGCAUGAGCCAGCCCGGCUGGCCAGCAUUUUACCAUUAAAAUGUUCCGUCUUUGGAAA